CGGGCGGGGUUGUGAUGCGGCCGUUGUUUUUGUAGGGUCGCGGGUCGUGCCUGAGGAGAAGGGAAAGGCGGCCCAUGGAGCCGGGGAGCGCCUGGCGGGCGGCGUAGCCCGGCCCCUGCCGCUUUGUUAGAGCAAACACACAAACACGCCCAAACGCGCCUCACCUGGGCGGUGAAGAGGAGGGAGCGCUCCCAUACAUAAUGGGUACUCGGCUCCUGCCCCCCGGGCCGCCGCAGAGCAGCGGAAAGAAUGUCGGCGCGGGCCGCGGGUGACGUCAGAAGGGAGCAGCGCAGAGCGGCGGCGGCCAGGCAGCGGCAGCGGCGGCCCCGGCACGGAGAGGGAGGCGCAGGCGGAGGAGGCGGGAGCGGAGCCGGCCCCGCCGCCACCGCAGCGGCAAUGGCGGCCGUCGGGGAGCGCAGGUCCCUGCCCAGCCCCGAGGCGAUGCUGGGGCAGCCCUGGAGCCACUGGGUCGACGCUGCUAAACUUCACGGGAACGACGGAACUGCACUAGAAGAAAGUUUCAAGGAAUACGGGAAAAAUCGAGAAGCGAUGAGACUCUGCCGAGAAGAUAUGCCAAUAUUUGGUCUUUGCCCGGCUCAUGAUGAUUUCUAUUUGGUGAUGUGUAACCACUGUAAUCAGGUCGUAAAACCACAGGCAUUUCAAUCACAUUAUGAAAGAAGACACAGCUCCUCCAGCAAGCCGCCUUUGACUCCUCCCUCCUCUUCAGUAUUUUCCCUCAUUUCAUCUUUCCCUUCAAAAAACAAAGGUAGCGGCGGAAGUGGGAGCAAUCGUUCAUCCAGUGGAGGUACUAGUGCAUCAUCAUCAUCAUCAUCAUCAUCAAGUUCCAAGUUGUUGAAAUCACCCAAAGACAAGCUGCAGAUCAGCGGAAACAACAGGUUAAUGCAUCCGGUACAGCAUAGCAAAGUUCCCCAUGAUAAAAUUAUGACUCCAUCUGUCAAAGUGGAAAAGAUUCAUCCAAAGAUAGAUGGUGCCCAACUGAAAGCUGCUGUUGGUCCAACUUGUUCUACUACUGUGAGUUCCUCAAUAAAGACUGGCCUUAAUUGUCCCUCAAUACCAAAGCCACCCUUGCCUUCCCCUGGACAGAUACUGAAUGGUAAAGGUCUUCUCUCUGUGCCUCCAUUUUUGGAAAAGAAACCUGAAGAAAAUACAAAUAAUAGGAAAUUUUUACAUAAAAGAUUGUCAGAGAGAGAAUUUGAUCCUGAUAUAUACUGUGGUGUCAUUGAUGUGGAAACCAAGAAACCCUGUACUAGGUCUUUGACAUGCAAGACACAUUCCUUAACACAGCGGAGGGCUGUACAGGGUCGAAGAAAACGAUUUGAUGUGUUGUUAGCUGAGCACAAAAGCAAAACCAGGGAAAAGGAACUUCUUCGACAUUCGGAUCAUCAUCAGCAGAUGCCCCCUCUCAGGGAACCACAUCCCUCACCUACUAAAACUUCCCAGGAGCUGCACCAAAAUUCUCAUGGAGUUACUCUUACAGAAUCAAAGCCUUUAUUACCUAACAAACCCAAAACUCACCCCCCCAGUCUUCCAAGGCCUCCAGGCUGCCCAGCCCAGCACAGUGGAAAUGCCCCUAGCGAUUCUCCUUCUGUCCACGAGUCCCCUCACCCUCCCUUGCCUGCAGCUGAGCCAGCAUCUCGGUUAUCCAGUGAUGAGGGAGAAUGUGAUGAAAAAGAAGAGCCUGUUGAAAAACUGGAUUGUCAUUAUUCAGGUCAUCAUCCUCAACCAGCCGCUUUUUGCACAUUUGGUAGUCGGCAGAUUGGAAGAGGUUAUUACGUGUUUGAUAAGCGGUGGAACCAUAUUCGAUGUGCACUUAACUUCAUGGUGGAGAAGCAUCUUAAUUCGCAGAUGUGGAAGAAAAUUCCACCAGCAUCUAGUAGCACAGCAGCAGUUCGUGCACCACACCGGACAAAUGCGAUACCUGCUUCUCAGUAUGGGGUGAGCACGACAGGUUUCCUCCUCCCCACCACCGUUAUGUCCUCUCCAGCUCUGGUGUCUCCUUCCUGUACGUCUCUGAACAAUAAAUCGGUACCAUCACAUGGAACUACACUAAAUGCAAAUCCCGCUACCUUGGGUGCAGUGGAUCCUGUCUGCAGUAUGCAAUCAAGACAAGUGUCUUCGUCCCCUUCAACACCUACAGUGCUUUCCUCUGUACCUUCACCUAUGCCCAGCAAACCUCAGAAGUUGAAAUCCAGCAAAUCUUUUAAACCUAAGGAAUCUUCUGCUGGCAGUGGCACCUGUAACAGCACCGGCAGCGUCAGCAGCGGCGGCGGCUCAGGAAAGAAGCGUAAAAACAGUUCGGCACUGCUAGCACCUUCUCAUUCCACAGAGUCCUUUAGAAAAAACUGUGUGGUUAACUCUGGAAACUCUGGGACCUCCUAUCAUCCGUCGGUGACAUCUUCGUCCCACAGCGUUGGCCUCAAUUGUAUGACUAGCAAAGCUAACUCCGUUAGCCUCAAACAUGACCAAUCAGGGAGGGGUCCUCCUACUGGAAGCCCUGCAGAAUCAAUAAAAAGAAUGAGUGUGAUGAUGAACAGCAGCGAUUCCACUCUUUCCUUAGGGCCAUUUGUUCAUCAGUCCAGCGAGCUGACUGUGAACUCGCACAGCGGUUUUUCACAUUCUCAUCCUUCCCUAGACAAACUAAUAGGGAAGAAAAGAAAGUGCCCACCUGGUUCAAGCAGCAUAAACAGCAGCAGCAGCAGCAAGUCAAACAAAGUUGCCAAAUUGCCAUCGGUGAAUAACGUUCAUGCAAAACACACUGGUGCAAUCCCAGGGACACAAGGACUGAUGAACAAUUCCCUUCUUCAUCAGCCAAAGGCCCGUCCCUGAUAGCUGAAUAUACCAUGGUGAGAAAAGAACUGGACAGUUUUCACUACAAGCAAAACCUCCAUCUGGAAUUCUGGACUCCAAGAUGCCUUGAGUUUUCCCAGCUUCCCAUGGUCCUCAGGUGUGGAAAUCUACUGGACUGUCACUCAAACAAGGAAUUUCCCUGAAGCCAUGUCUGUAGCAGUGAAAUUACUAGAAACGGACACUGGAUGAAGUUCAGCCACAUAAUUGCUCUUAUCAGUGUUAACAGUGGUCUGGACUGGUUUGCUACAAAUCUGUGAGAUUUUACUUACAGGAGUACAUCAUCUUGCCACUCUUUGACAUAGAUUGGCUGGGCAAAGGAAUGUUUUCUGGGGGGGGGGAGGGGAAAUAAACAUUACUGUGGACUUAUUUUUAUACUGAUGGUGUCUUUUGUAGGUGAUAGCUGCCAGGUGGACACUGUCAGCACAGGGGAGCCCGCAACAAGGGGCAAAAAUGCGUGAGGCACAAUGGAAAGAAGCCCUGGAAAAGGGAAGAUGGCUUUAGUGUUUUUAUAGCAAUGUUCCUUUAAUGGGAUAUAGAAAUAGCACAAUUCAAACAAGCAGUCUGUGUUUUGCCCAGCCUUUUGCAAGUGAUUUGGUAUAAGGAGGUAUCAAGAGUUUAAUAACAAACAAAUGUUAAAACAGCGAUCGGAACAGUAAACACCAACAACUUGUUUAAGGCCGUGGCUCAGAAAAAAACAAGCAUAAAAACGUUACGCUUGGGUGAUACAGGAAUUGUUUUUUAUUCUUUUGGAUGAGAUCUGAUUGCAGAAGGAAACGAAAAGUGAAUUGUUUUUGAAGCAGUCCAAAAAUAUGAAGCAAAGGCAAAUAACCUCUAGAACUAUGUGCCCAAAGAACGUAUUUCUUGACCUUUACUGUAUGCCGUCAACCUUUGUUAUUUGUGAAAUAACAACCGUGUUGGUUACAUUAGGCUGGGUUGGCCUUCCAGCCUGUAAAAAAAAAAAAAAAGAAAUAGCCCUUUUAAAGUGAAGUAUUUAAACUAUUUAAAUAUUUUCUAAAAAAAUAGUAAUAAUUAAUAAUAAUAAUAAUAAUAAUAAAAAGUCCCUUAUUUUAUGCCUUCUUUGUAGAACUGAAGCAUUCGUGCUUUCAACCACUCAGAUUUCGUUUUAUUUCCCCAGAGGUGGGGAGUGGAUGACGGCUGAGUUCCGUGUCAGGUGCAGCUGUGCACAUUGCAGCCCUUGUGCUCCCACCUGGCACUGUGAGUCAGGGGGCUCUGCACGGUGCUGUGCACCCACUCAGCCUGUAGGCAAUGUUUUGCGUUGCUUCAGAACACCUCAGAAGUGAAUUCUGCUCAAGGGCUCGUUGUUGUGUUGGGGUUUGGUUCGUCGGGGUCCUUUUGUUAAGUUUUUAGGUGAAGUCUCAAAAACGGACUGAAAUUUUCUGAAGGGGCAAAGCCAAGGCAAACAGAGUAUUGACCAAGAAGACAUUUUUCUGCCUUAAAGGGGCACCAGCCGUCGCUGAGAACAGACAAUCUGAGCCUGUCACGUUGUUCCUGUUGCCCAGCCUUCCCCAUUCCGGUGGCAAGUUGUACAUCAGGGAAUCCAAAGCCACUACCAGUAGCAGUCGCUGAGUUGUUUACCUGACGAUGCUUUCAGUUCCACCUGAACUUGCUACAAAAGUGGUGUCGUAUGGCAAAGCAAGCAGCCUCUAUGCAGACACCUGAGCUUUUGAAUUGAUAUAAAAGAUCAUUCUUAGGAAGCGACAUGUUAUAGACUCUUUAUUAUGCAAACUUUGAUUUUAAAAUAAACAGAAUCCCACACAGCUGUUCAGGAACAGGAGGAUCCGUAAUUAAUAAGGCGCCCUACUGAGAGGAUUGUUGGAACUGUGAUUGGUUUGAUGCGAAAGGAACCAAAGUAUUACGCCACAAAGAGGAAUCAAAAUGUAUUGUUAAGUCUCAACGUGUGUGGAGUGAAACCCGUGCUGUGAUGAAAUCUCUGGGGCAGAAAUGUCACUUUGGGACGGUGUCAGUCACAAGUGCAAUUCGACUCUUAAAUACAACAGAGACAGCGAUUUGGCAAGAAUGGAAUCUCGUGAGUUUGUGCCCAAACUCGCCCCGCUAGUGAGGUUCUGUUGAUCUAAAAGCAUAAUGGCAAACUCGUGCCCCUCCAGCAGAGCUUCAAGUGAGAGCAGAGCCAGGCUGGAAGCCGCUGGAGUAGCGGGCUGCAGCACUGCGCGUCCACCUACUGUGGGCAUAGAUCUGCUACCACGGUAUGUUUUAGAUCUCGGUUCCAAGCAGUGCGUUGUCUCACGUCCCCCGGUUCUGACUGUAAAUAACAAAGGAAGCUGAAAAUCCAUUUUCCUUGCAAAAAGGAAUCAGCAGUGGCUGGGUUGUUUCUAGACAGAUUUUGGUAUUAAUUUAAGAGAGACACUUUUUAUAGUCUUUCCGACUUCUCGUUAUGACUCCUGCAGUUUUCUUAACCUAAAAAUAAAUUGCUGCAAUGAUGAACAAAGAAUUAUACAAGAAAAAGAAAAAACAUACUUUUGUAUCUUUAUUUUGGAAUUUCUUGUUCUAUUAUAAAUAUUGAAGUAUCCCUAUUUCAGAAGACGUAUUUUGUUAAUUGAUUGUACAUAUUUAAAUAUGUAUUUUUGCACAGGUCUUUUUUUCUGAUAUCCAGUUUUGGUACAAUUGAGAUCAUCUAGUAUUUAUUUAUUGAUUAAUUAUAAAAAAAUAAAAAAUAAAAAAAAAAAGAAAGAAAUAGAAGGAAAAGCAAAUACCUUUUCUUAUAUAUAUAUAUAUAUAUAAUAUGUGUGUAUUAUAUAUAUAUAUAUAUAAUAUAUGUAUAAUUUUAAGUGGUUCACUGCCAAGCCAAUAGCAACAUGCCUACUUUGCAACUCAAGGGAUGCCUCCAUGUGCCUGGAGCUGCACCCCUGGCCACAUCCCUCACUCCGGCGUUGCUUCUCAGUUGCCCGAUUCCCAGAGGACUCCAUUUAGUGACACACUGCUUCUCUUUCCUUCGCGUUGUUGUGAGCGCGUCCAUGUGGGUCUCAAUGUGGUUUCAAACUAAAGGAAAAAAUGAAAGUGCCUGAUAUAACUCGUUCUGAGCUCGGACUGUUGAGACAGCUCCUCCUUAAAUGACUUGAAUGUUCAGUUGAAAUCUCGGAGCUUUUUCCACCUAUAUAUAACAACGUGUGUGUAUAUAUGUGUGCGCAUAUAUAUAUGUACACGUUUAUACAUAUAUAUAUAUAAGGUUGUUGAGAUCAAUCGACAAAAGGAAAGCAAACUAUGCUGGUAACCUUUGUAUGAUGUUUCCAUUGGAGUUCCUUGUGUUGGAAUGAUCCCGUUUUAAUGCAGAGUUGGGGUAACGCCAAGAGUUUGGUACGUGGGCUUAGUUUAACCAGCAGUCAGUGUAACUGUGUCAUUUGGGGCAGGAAGGGGAUGGGGGAUUAUUCAUCCAGAAGUGAAACCAUUUAGGAAAUGUUCAAAAUAGUCCAUAAGGAAAACAAAAACCCAGGAAGUACCUCUCGACACCACUCGGAAACAGAGAUGCGAUUUCCAAAUGACAUUUCUAAGGCAGUUUGUCUUCCCAUAAGAGUUCUCUUGCCAAGGAAUCUCUCAUCUCUCUCUCAUUCUGGCCUGGAGGUGGGAAUUGGGCUUGGAAAGAUACUUCACGUUUCGCUGUUCAGCAGAAAAUAAUCAUAUAUUUCUUUUCCGUUCUGUGCGGGGUGUUUUACGUUGUAAAGAUGGUCAUAUUAAAAACGAGCACUACGUGAUGUCAAUGUGAAUGUAGGCCUCGAAAGCAUCUUUUGCUCGGUGUUGAGCCUGGUUCUAAAAGCAAUCUCCUGUGUACAAUGUGUGAAUAGUUUGGAUCAUUUGUAUACAUAAUCAAGAGCAUCCGAUCAGCUGAACUCCGCGUUGGCUGCUGUACAGUACAUGAACAAAUGUCAUGGGAUAGAAAAAUUACUUUGGAUAUUUAAAAGAAAAAAAAACAAAUAAAUAUAUAGUCUAUUUGUUUUGUAACAAGUUUCUGUAAAUAAAAUAAUUUAUACUAUUUAUAAGAAAAAAGUUGUGCUUUGCUUCAUGACGAAGAUUAGUUUGUUGAACAAACAUGUUACUAAACAAGGCAAUAAAAUUAGGACUUUUCAAUAAAUGAGGUUGGUUGCAUGGAACGCA
Messenger RNA from Coturnix japonica (Japanese quail), 6996 nucleotides. The record is from RefSeq and is a predicted model, not a curated record. NCBI's taxonomy places the organism in Eukaryota, Metazoa, Chordata, Aves, Galliformes, Phasianidae.